Messenger RNA from Catharus ustulatus (Swainson's thrush), 2678 nucleotides. It is a transcript of the gene EGFL6, whose product is annotated as EGF like domain multiple 6. Gene Ontology annotation, molecular function: calcium ion binding. NCBI's taxonomy places the organism in Eukaryota, Metazoa, Chordata, Aves, Passeriformes, Turdidae. The transcript has 11 exons. Gene Ontology annotation, cellular component: membrane. The coding region runs from base 113 to 1657 and encodes 514 amino acids. The record is from RefSeq and is a predicted model, not a curated record.
GGACAGCACACAGCCCGGGGGACAGCCCGAGGGACAGCCCGAGGGACAGCCACACAGCCCGAGGACAGCCGCAGCGCCGGGCCGGGGCCGCCUGUCCGUCCGUGGCCGGGCGAUGGUGCCGGCGCCCCGGAGCGCCCUGCUCGCCGCGCUGCUCGCCGCCGGGCUGGCCGCCGCGGGCAGCUCGAGAGCUCAUGGGCAGCUGGGGGCUGUGAGCCAGCCUGGGGUGUGUCGCUACGGUUCCAGGUUGGAUUGCUGUCCUGGCUGGAGAAAGAACAAGGGCCGCUGUGAAGCUACCUGUGGACAUGGCUGCAAGUAUGGCGAGUGCACGGGACCAAAUAAAUGCAAAUGUUUCCCUGGGUUUACAGGAAAAACCUGUAAUCAAGAUCUGAAUGAAUGUGGACUGAAGCCACGUCCCUGUGAGCACAGAUGUAUGAACACACAUGGCAGCUACAAGUGCUAUUGUCUCAACGGGUACAUGCUCAUGCCAGAUGGCACAUGUGCAAGUUCUAGGACGUGUGCCAUGGUGAAUUGCCAAUAUGGAUGUGAAGAGGUCAAAGGGCAGGUGCAGUGUCUCUGUCCAUCAGGUGGCCUUCAGCUGGGACCAAAUGGAAGGACAUGCAUUGAUAUUGAUGAAUGCUCCACUGGCAAAGCUGUCUGCUUGUACAACCGCAGAUGCGUCAACACGUUUGGAAGCUUCUACUGCAAGUGCCAGCUGGGUUAUGAACUAAAAUACACCAGUGGCUGCUACAACUGUGUAGAUGUAAAUGAAUGUGUGACAAAUACACACAGGUGCAACCUCCAUGCAGAGUGCCUCAACACCCAGGGAUCCUUCCAGUGCAAAUGUAAACAGGGCUACCGAGGAAGUGGAUUUGAUUGUGCUGUUAUCCCUGAAAAGUCAGUGAAGGAAAUUGCAAGAAGCCCUGGAACAUCUAAGGACACAAUUAAGAAACUUCUUGCCCAUAAAAGCAGUGUGAAAAAGCAUAAAACAAUCAAGAAUGCAAUCCCAGAAGCAGCUGUGACACCACCCUCUAAGACCCACUUGCAGUUGCUGGACUAUGAAGGUGGUGUUGAUCUUGGUGGGAGCUACAGUGAAGAAGAGGAAGGAACAGCAGCUGCUGCAGAGGAGGAGGCAGAAGACUCAGAUGAAGAGCAGAAGGAAGAUUUUGAAAAUCAAAUUGAUGAGCGAAGCCUUAGAGGGGAUGUCUUUUUUGAUUGCAGCUUCAGUCGAGGAGUGUGUGACUGGAAACAAGAUGCUGAUGAUGACUUUGACUGGAAUCCUGCUGAUCGAGAUAGAGGUGAUGGCUACUACAUGGCAGUUCCAGCUUUUGUGGGGCACAAGAAUGAUAUAGGGCGUCUAAAACUUCUCCUCACUGACCUCAAACCGAAGAGCAGCUACUGCUUGGUUUUCAGUUACCGGCUUGCUGGGGAGAAAGUGGGAAAGCUUCGAGUGUUCCUGGCAAACAAAAAAACUGCUCCUGUCUGGGAAGAGAGCAAAGGAAAAGAUGAAAAGUGGAGAACUGGAAAAAUAGAGAUAUUUCAGGGGGCUGAAACAACCAACAGUGUCACUUUUGAAUCAGAACGUGGGAAGGGUAAAAAUGGAGAAAUUGGAGUGGACAAUGUCAUACUAAUUUCUGGUCUAUGCCCAGAAGAUACCUGAUAAUGGACAUUUAUCAGAUUUAAUUUCAUUUUUCACAUUUGCCUUAUUAGUAGUGUAUUUUUGUAUUCUUUUCUUCAUUAAAAAAAACAAAACCAAAACAAACCUAUAAAAUUGUGCCUAUCUAACACAGCAAUGCAAACAGAAAAACUGAUGUGCAAGAUCCAGAUUGUACUUUUUUAUGAGUUCUUCUAAUUUUAAUACAUGCAUUGAAUGUAAUACUACUGUAUUUUAUAACUCAAAGUCAGGGUUUCUGAAAUAUUAUUUGUCUAGCUUUUUUACAAAUUCUACAUGCUUUUGUUUCUUAAAAAUCUUCUUUAGGCUCUUUGUUAGUCUUCUAUUUAAUUUCUUCUACUCCAUAAGAACAUAAAGCAGUCUUUAAGAGAAUGUUACUUCUGGUGACAUAAUUAACUUCUUUGUGGGUAUAUUGUUCCAAAAAUCAGUAUUCAUCACCCUGUGUGCAGUAAGGCAAUCACACAGAGCCAAGGUGUUUGUUUAUUUAAAUAUUUGUGCAAAGAUGGGUGCUAGGUAAAUCCACAAAGCCAGCACACCAAGCAGAAAUUAUGACCACUAUUUAUAUGUUGUUCAUCUUGAUAUAUUCCACUUAUCUAGUAUAUAUUCAGUGCUUACUGCUCUACUAUUACUGAGUUGUGCUGAGCUGGCUUCUUAUCCUGGGCAGCCUGGUGGCCUUCAGUGUUUAUUAUUGUAUUAUUGCUGAGCUGUGCUGAGCUGGCUUUGUUCAUUUCUUUUUAUCUCGGACGUCCUGCAGUAGCACACCCUUCCUCCCAAAUUUUGUCACCCCUCUGGGUCUGUGAUCUUUGAAGCAUGUCAAGCCCUGUCAAACUUUAAUAAAGUAAUUCUAUUGACAAAUAAUUUAUCUUAGAGAUGAGGUAAAUAUUCAAUCUACUGAACAAGUAGGAAGAAAGUGAAGACCUUCAUUUCCUUUUCGAUGGAGCUAAGCAAGUUGUAAGUGGAUUCAUGUCUUUGAGGAAUAUUUUCAUUACCAAUAAAAUAUGCAAAAUAU